GGAGUAGAUCCACAUUCAGUUCAACCGGACAGCCCGAGGAAGCAACGCCGCCCAGACUUAUCCUCCGCAGUCAGAUUACCUUUUGUUUACAGCCAUCAUGAGAACCUUCGUCGUUCUGGUGACAAUAGCUGUGCAUCUAGCAGCUUCAGCAGAGUUGUUUCGGACUGAUUUUUCUGGUUCCAAUGGAUAUUCGUCUGAAGGAGGGGCCUCGUCCGUCUAUGACAACGAAUUUGGCCGAAAUGUUCUUCAGCUUGAUGGAAUCAACCAGUACGCUCUUGUCCCUGCAGUACGGUUCCAGGAAACCGACUUCACCAUCGAAAUGUGGUUCAAAACAACCGCAAAUAACAAGAGGCAGGUCCUAAUUGGCGACUGGUCAAAGCCUUGGCAGUUUCUGAUUGAGGUGACGGCGAGUGGGGAAAUCGAGGUCACCCUCAGACGAAACAUCAACAGUGCAGGAAGUGAUCCCAAGCAGAAUCUGUUGACCGCCAGAGGAGGCACCGUGGAAGUGGGCCAAUGGCAGUACCUCCAAGUGAAAUACGCCCACGGGCCUGGUACUUGUCUCGUUUACCUGAAUGACGUCGAGGUGGCACAAAGCACUACCACUUAUACGGAUCACAACCUACAGGUUAACACCCACGAACAAUACGAGAUCGGCUACAAGAAAGACUCCAAUAGCGACUACUUCAAGGGACGAAUUGGCUUCCUCAGAAUCCUUAACGAGGUUUUUAACCUUGCCGCCCCUGCACAUGAGCUCUAUCACACUGAAUUCUCAGGACCUACAGAUCACAUUGAAUCAAUCAGCGAAGGUGCCUCCUUCGUCUUCGACAGUGAGUUAAACAAACUCGUCCUGGAGCUUAAUGGUACUGGGUAUGCUCAUGUCCCCGCGGUCAAGUUCCAGAAGCAGGACUUUACCAUCGAAAUGUGGUUCAAAUCAAUUGCAAACGGCAAGAGGCAAGUCCUUUUCGCCGAUUGGUCCAAACCAUGGCAAUUCAUUAUUGCGGUAAAGGCCGACGGGAAGAUACAGGUGGAUCUCAGACGAAACAUCAACAGUGCAGGAAGCGAUCCGAAACAGAAUCUGAUUGAAGCCAGUGGUGGCUCUGUGACCCGUGGCGUUUGGCAACACCUUGUCGUCACGUAUUGGCACGUGUCUGGUACGUGUGUUAUUUACCUAAAUGACCAAGUGGUGAGCUCCCUCAGUACCACAUAUCCUGAUCACGACCUACAGGUGAAUGACCAUCCAACCUACGAAGUCGGCUACAAGAAGGACGGCAAUAGCGACUUCUUUAAGGGGCGCAUUGCACUCCUGAGUGUUGAUGGCAACGCGUACAACUUACUUGGCCGUUCAGCUUUUCCAUCUUGUGACCACUAAGAUGUCUGCAUUACUGAGAUGCAUGCAAAUGGCCCUUCCUCGGUUUCUUCUCAGUGAAUCGCUUGAUUGAUGAUUAUUCUCCAGUAUCUACUGUAUACAUCAAUAAAAUCCCUUAAAGUAUA
Molecule: messenger RNA, 1491 nt
Organism: Lineus longissimus
Lineage: Eukaryota; Metazoa; Nemertea; Pilidiophora; Heteronemertea; Lineidae
Exons: 7
Coding region: 98-1369 (423 amino acids)
Source: RefSeq, a predicted model, not a curated record